Molecule: messenger RNA, 489 nt
Organism: Eruca vesicaria subsp. sativa (arugula)
Lineage: Eukaryota; Viridiplantae; Streptophyta; Magnoliopsida; Brassicales; Brassicaceae
Source: the annotation of a GenBank genome assembly
AUGGUGUUGCAGUGUAGCAACCAUGCACCUAGAGCUGAUUAUCUUCUCUUCGCCUUGCGUACAUUAUUUAGAGUUAGUUACAUUAACUGGGAUACCUUUUUACCAUCCCUUCUCUCUUCAGUCUCCGCUGCUGAGGCCUCACUAAACCAAGCAGGUUCUUCUGCUACUUCUUCACAGUCUUUAGUCCCUGUACCUUCAGGUAAUGAACAAGGUUCUGUCAUUGUAAGAGAUAAUGCUAUGAGGAAUAGUCAGCGUGUAAGAGCUGCAGCUAUAAACAGUCUGCGUCAGAUCAGUUGCAAAAUUAUUUUGAUUGGCAUUGAGUUUAAUCUCAAACCUUUCACUCAUGCUGAGAUAUUCCAGUACAUGAUGAGUUGGCUUGUGAACUGGGACAUGAGAGAGAUGGGAACUGAGAAGAGUUUAGCUGAAUGGUUAAGGAGCUGUUUGGAAGUGAUGUGGGUGUUAGCUGAAUGGUUAAGGAGCCAAGAUUGA